AAUCUCUCACUUUAACACAACGUCAUAUCUGAGAGACGUUAGGAGGCGCCCGCAAUGUCCAAACAAUAUUUGACCACGCACACCGUGGAUAACGCCCACAUCACAGACAUCUUCGCCGUGGCAACAACACCAAAGGCUGUGAUUUCAGGCAGUGGAUCCUCGACUUUGCACAUUCACGACUCUACUGACCCUUCUUUCCCUCUGAAACAGUCCAUCUCCGACGCGCACAAACUAGGCUGCCACCAUGUCUGUACCUCCCGUACUGGCAACGUUGCUGCCAGCGCUGGGUUCGGAGGUGAGGUGAAGAUCUGGAUCGUGGACAAGGACACCGGCGAAUGGAGUUUGAAUGGCGAAAUUACCGGACCUUCGGCAAAGCCUGGUGAGGCGUGGGCGUUGGCGCUGAGCGAGGACGGCAAGUAUCUGGCUACGACGACCAACGAUGGCCGAGUCAACGUCUGGAACAUUGUGGAUGAGAACAAACCCAAGAUCCGAGAGUACGAGACCGGAAGCCCUGGAUCUGGAAGUUUCGGCAUGUGCGUGGAUUUGAGCCGGGAUGGCAAAUACACUGCUAGUGGUCACCAGAAUGGAGCAGUUUACAUUUUCAACAAUGACACAGGACGUGUCUUGUAUUCAUUGUCAGGCCUUGCGAAACCGGUGCGGACAGUGUCGUUUUCGCCCGGAAACACUCGUCUUGCCGCAGCUGGUGACGCUGGCAUCAUCGCACUGUACGAUAUGAAGCACGGAGAACACAUCGGAAACCUGACCGGUCACUCCUCAUGGAUCACAGCCGUCGACUGGAGCGACACUGGCGAGUUUCUCCUGAGUGGCUCGAUGGAUGGAAAGGUCAAAGUGUGGUCGAUUGAGCGGAAUGCUUGUGUUGCUACGCACAGCGAGACAGACAAGGCGCUGUGGACAGUGAAAUGGCUUCCGAAGACGGUGAGAAGCGAGAUGUUUGUCACAGCGGGAGCGAACCGCAGUCUUUCCUUCUAUCGGGAGGCCACCGGUAUUUAAGAGACGUCAUAAAAGGACACCACUAACUGUCCCUCAUAACCAAAUCUUCGCCCUCUUUGCAAUCAUUUCCACACAAGUUGGUCCCCUGUGCGAGUAUCCUGGCCCAUCGCACUGGUUGCUGCCUUGGAGGAGGAGAAGCGUGAAAUUCCACGUGACCGCGCUCCAAUCUCGCGUUGCCC
Ilyonectria robusta is the source of this 1190-nucleotide messenger RNA. Its product is annotated as WD40-repeat-containing domain protein. The record is from RefSeq and is a predicted model, not a curated record. Gene Ontology annotation, cellular component: Cdc73/Paf1 complex. Lineage: Eukaryota; Fungi; Ascomycota; Sordariomycetes; Hypocreales; Nectriaceae. Bases 55 to 1011 code for a protein of 318 amino acids. Gene Ontology annotation, molecular function: protein binding. The transcript is spliced from 4 exons.